AUGGACCCAUUCUCGUCGUCAUAUACGUCGAGCGGGUUGUCGUCGCCGUCGUCUUCGUCUUCCGGCCCGUCCGCGGAGGCGCUGAUGGACCAGGUCAAGGUCCAGCUUGCCCAGGCCUGUGCGGAGGAGUUCAUCGAGGUGCAACAUCGUUCACCCUUCCGUUGGUAUUCUGGAGCUAACGUGGUUCUGUUCCCCAGCCUGUUGGAUAUGAAGUGCGCACUGCAUCCUCGCUUUCUUUGUUUUUUAAACAUGGUAGGGAUCGCGUGUGGUGUAUGAAGAGGACGAAUAUCCGUCCAUUUUUUCUGAUUAUCUGUUUCUGGAUGUCGUUUUUCAGAUAAUUUGGACAUUAUAUCCUCCCAAAAAAUCUGACACUAAGACUGCAAGAUGUUGAGCUUAUAUUACUAAUGUUGUCUUCUUUCUCUUCAUCGUUUUUAUUCACUAGUUAACCUAGUUAUUUCUAUGGUAAUAUAAUUACAGAUGAUGAUGAAGUAAUCGGCAGAGACCACAAGUGAACCAUUUCUUAAUCAUGAAUGUGCUAUUUAGUUAUUCCCUAACCAAUGGUUUCUUGCUCAGCAUGUAAUUAAAAAGUUUUAGCAAUAUCCUCACUAAUGGAUCUAGUUAUAUUUGAGGAUUAGAUUGUAAUGAACAGAGUGAUGUAGGAAUUGCCUUAACGUAGAGAGCUAAUCUUUUAUUGGGGGGGAGGGGGGUUGAAAGGAUAUCUUGAGUACAUUUUGAUUAUGACCUCACAAUCUUUUUUCUUUGAAGUGACCUUUCUUGCUUGAGUUAUGCCAGACUGUCUCAACAAGCUACUUCUAUGUUUUAGUCUUACUAUUGCUUUUCUUAAGGAAAAUUUGUUUUUAAGAUCUCUAGUUACUCACUUACUUUUUCUGAAGUACUGCGUCUCUUAGACAUGGCAAAUAUUAAAGUGUGCCAUCAAGAUUCUGAAUCUCUCAGUGUAUUAGACUCCUUGCAAAUCAGAGUCUUAAAUGUGGGAGGUUGAAGAAAUGGGAUUAUGUGUUAUUGUGGAUUUAAACACACUUUCGAUGAUGAGAAGAAUUAGAUAUCAACUUUUUCAUAUUGAUCUCAUGUCUAUUUAUCAUUGCUGAUUAUAUGACUCAAACUUAUGAAAUAAUAUCAAAUAACUUGGAGAUCAAAUGAUCACCACGACAUUAACAAUUUCUACUCUUUAUCAUGAGAGGUCUUCUAGUGUAGUUAAUUAAUGAGAAGCAUUUAGGUAGUGAUUGUGGUAAGGUUAGGUAGUACUCUAUUUUCAAUAUUAUAUAUUUGUUGACAUAAGAGAAGAAAACUAUAUAAUUCAUCUUAUAUCAAGGUAGAAUAUAUGACUCCUAUAUAUAGGAGAGAGGAGAGAUGAGAGAAAGAGAAAUAAUGAGUCCUAGUGAGUUAAGAGUUUGAUACCAUUAUAUUGAACACUUUUCCUCAAAUUGUAACAUGUAAUUCAAACAUGUCCAACGUAAUACACAUGACAUCGUAAGAGAUUUCAACUAAACUCUUCGUAAAGAUGUCCUUAAAUUAAUGAGAUGAUACUAUAUGAGAAGUAGAGGUAUGUCUAGACAUAACUUUAUCUCAAAUGUAGUGGUAGUCAAUCUCAAUGUGUUUCAUACACUUAUGAAAGGUAAAAUUGUCAACAAUGAAGAUGGUAACUUGAUUGUCGUAAUAUAUAGACAUUGGAGAGGGAAAAAUAAUAUUGAGAUCGUCGAGAAAUGAUCAAAACUAUAUCAUUUUCCAUGUUGUCUCAACCAUGACUUGAUACUCGGAUUUUGUAUUAAAACAAAACACCGCCCUUUGUUUUCAAGAUUGUUAGGUGAUUAGGUUAUUGUUGGUGUAUGUGCAAUAACCCAUAGUAGACUCGGUGGCCCUUGUCACCUACAUACUCAGUGUUAGAGUAGGCUGCAAUGUAAAGAUAGCCAUGUCGUCUAUAGAUGAGCUUUUUCCUUGGAACUCACUUGAUGUAGACGAAGACAUGUAGAGCUCCUUCUCAAUGAACUCAUCAAGACUCUUAUAUGAACUAGCUCAGGACAUUAACCAUAUACAUGGUGUUAGGGCGAGUGAUAGUAAGAUAUAUCAACUUACCUAAUAAUCGUCGAUACUAGUUAUUAUCCUCAAGUAGGGGAGAUGAAGUGUCUUAGAAUUAUAGAUGAGCUUCUAUGGGUGAAGUCUCUGACUUGUAUCCAAAGAGGCUUAUCUCCUAAAACAUGUUGAUGACAUACUUUUGUUAAGUGAGGUUAAACUUCCUAUCCUCAUACACAAACUCAAUUUUAAUAAAAUAUUAUAGAGUUUUUAAGUCACAAAGCUAAGGUGUUGCUACAAGUAGACUUUGGUAGUAGAGAUGUUAGCCUCAUCACUUCUAAUCACAAAAAUGUCAUUGACAUAUAUUAUAAAGAUGAUAAGGUCACCUUUUGUCUUCUUUGUGAGUAAACUACUAAAUUUGGCAAACUAAAUAUGUGGACUCUACUUGAGUUCAUAAAUGACAUGUUGUAAGAGACACAUCUUUGAUGACUUUCCCUGAGUAACAUCCUUAAGAGGUUACUUUAUAAAGACCUACUUCUCGAGAUCACCAUAGAGAAGGGAGUUAGAAAUAUCUAACUAGUAGAGAGACAUACUUGAUUGACAGCAAGAGAGAAGAGUACAUAGAUAGAGUUGAGGUAGAUGACGGGAGAGAAUAUCUUAGUGUAGUCGAUCUCAUAUGCUUACGUGAAGCCUUGAGCAACUAGAUGGGCUUUGUGACGAGUGAUGGAGUUAUUCAAGUGAUAUUUGAGGGUAAAUAACCACUUGCACUUCAUAAUGUUGACAUCAAUUAGGCGCAGAAGUCUCUUAAGUAACCAAUGUAGUCACGUCUGAAUCCAUGACCACCUUUUAUGUAGAUAUAUGUGCAGCCUCAACUUAUAUGAUUAUGAAAAUGACUCGAAGGCCACAAAGAGGUCAAAGACACGAAAGGAGAGAGAAAGAGGUUAUAAGAAAUAAAUUGAGAGAUGGAAUGAUGGAUAUUUACGUGUGUACCAUUGUGGAGGGAAAUAAGGAUAUGAAGGUUGAUAAGUCUUUAUUAUAAGUUAAUAAUUAGUAAAUAAUAUAAUUUUAGUCGUAACUCAUGAUAAAUAGACUUAUAUUUGUGUUAAAGUGUGAAAAGUAAUUUUCAAUUGAUUAACAUGAAUUUGUGGCUAAUUAUGUAUUUUUUUCUGAAUUUAUAUUAUUUUUAUAGCUUUAUUUUUUAGAUAAAUAAAUAAAAAGUAAUACAAAUAAAAAUAUAACAAAAUAGAGGGGGGGGGACUUGCUAGGCAGUCAGGCCUGCAAGUAGGUUGGAAGCACAGUCGAGGGGAGUUGUGAGCAAGAGCUUGAGUGACUAAAACUAAUGGGGGCACGUGUACGCCAUUCUACUUCCAUGUCAUAAGUGGCCAACUAAAGUUAGGGUAAGAAGUGGUUGCACAUGCGGGAGAAAAAGACUCAUUACUUAUAAAUAUGAUAUUAAUAUAUAUUCGUCCAAAACUUUGGCGCAUAAGUGAUGUGAGACUAAACUCAUGCCACAUCUUCCUUUGAAAAAGUUUGACGAUUUUAAUACCUAAACUACUUCUUCGUUAUAAUAGAGAUAUACUAUGAUGACAUCACUUGAUAAGAGCAUUAUAAUACUUAUUUCAAUCUCUCUCAUGAAGAUAGGCAAUCGACGUAAAUUUGAAUCUUCUCAAAGGCAAAACUCGUAUUUUUAUUUAAUUAUUAUGACUUUCUUGUAAAUCAUCAAUGAAGGAUUAAGUCGUCAGAAUCAUUAGAUCAUCGGCAAAAAUCUCACUAAUACGAUUUACAAAGCAUUAUUACUAAAAUUAUUGAAUGAUUUGCAAUAAAAAGAUCAUGAAUCUAUUGAAUAAAUCAUCUCUAAUUGAUCGAUGAACAAGUCAUCAUUAAAAAGAAGACAAUCUAUCAGGAGAUAAGUUGCCACCUCUUAAGAGUAUAUCAGAUGAGAUAAAGAACUUCUUUUUACUAUGUGGAUUUGAGGAUGAAGCUUCCUAACACAUGCCUCACCUCCAUCUAGCUCUUCUUCGUCAGUUGACAGUCAUUGAAGAGCCGCAAAGUUGUCAUUUUUCCACUUCAUUAAGUGACAACUAUCAGAGAUGCUUCGACAACUCAUUUCAUUGAUCUCUAGACUUUGCAAAGAGAUCUAGAAAAUUACCAUGUUAUCUUUGUCUAAGGAAAGUCUUUGAAGGCAUGGACACUGCACAAUAAUCUUCUUAAACACUGGAUUUCGAUUGUUGACACAUCACCGUCGCAACGCCGGAACUCUAUUUCUUACUUUCAACUUAAUUUUUACUUCAUUUAGUAAUAAUUUGUGUGAUUUAAAUUUACUAAAUUAUAUUUCAUUCAAUUACGAUUCUUCUAGAUUUUAUAAAUCUUAAUUUGAUCAAUUAAAUCAUUUGUAAUCACUUACGUAAGAAUUGUCAAGCAGAACUCUAUUUUUUUCUGAUUCACGUUCGUCGAGUGCUGACAUCAUCAUUUUUAUUUCCUUUUUUCAGAAUUUUAAAUAUAUUUUAUUUUUAUUUCUUAAUAUAAAAUUCAUAAGAAAUCAUAUUCUUUGAGCAAAAUUCUGAAAACUUAACCGAUAUUAUAUUACAUCAUUGUGAUCAACCUAAAAAAUUAUCACUAUUGUUGGAAGUUUUAUUAAAUUAUAAUUUAUAUAUUUAUUUUAAAAUACUUAUAAAUAUUUAAAAAUUAGUAUUUUUUAGUUUUAUAAAUUUUAAAUUUACAUGAUUUACUAUAUAAUGACUAAGUCACAUCAAAAGUCAUCAAGUGAAGUAGUGACUGAAGGUGUAGAGGGGAUUAUAAGAUAAGAUGAAGAGAAAUACUACAUCUAGAGUAAGAGGAGAUAUAAGAGACAUGGGCCGAAGAGAGGUGGGUGUGAGUAAUGACCCCAAAGAGAGUGGACAUGAGUGAAGAGAAGGGGGGCCACAAGAACUACCAAGGGAGGGAAAUCAGGUGAAGGAGAUAUAGCGGCCCAAGGAAGAGGAGUCAAAACUGGGGAGAAGAAAGAAGACUCAUGAAAAGUGACAUCGGCUGAGGUCACAUAGUGAUAGCAUUAAGGAAGUAGAACCAAUAGCCUUUUAUGUGCGAAAGUAAUUGACAAAGACCCCUUUAAGAGCACAAGGGGUGAGUUUAGAAAUAGAAUAAAAAUCUUGGAUGAAGAUAAUAUAUUCAAAAACCUGAAGAGAAGGAGAAAAAAGAAAAGAAUCAAAGAUUAAAUGAUAGAGAGAAAUCACUCCUCUCCCCGAAGAGGAAUAGAUGGAAGCCGAUUAUGAAAGUAAGUGAUAGUUAGAAGAGCAUCUGCCUAGAGAUAAUGGGGGACAUUUAUCUUAAAAAAAAGUAUGCGAGUAAUGUUAAGGAGUUGAUGAUGUUUGUACUUAGUAAUAUUAUUUUGCUGCGAAGUGUGAGAGUAAUUAGUCUUAUGGAAGAUGUCAUGAUCAAUGUAGAAGAUGUGAAGAAAGGCUUAGACAAACUCAAGGGCAUUAUCAAUACAAAGAAUCUUGGGUGUAGUGAUAUAUUGGGUGAUAACUUCAGUGAUGAAAUAGAUAAUUAUGGUGACAACCUCAGAGUAGUUACAUGUGAAGUAAACUUAACUCACAUGAAUGUAGUCAUUAACAAAAAUAAUAUAAUAGCACAAUGAUGAAGUAAGUACCAAAUAUACUCUAUACAUCGCAAUGAAGAAGGUCAAAGAGAGCAGAGGAGGGGAUGCCAUUACGACUAAGAUAAGAAACAUGGCGAUGUUUGUCUAGCCAACAAGACUUACAUAUAAACUUAGAGAGAGAAAUUCACGGUAAAGUUUUUUAUAAUUUAGAGUAACAAAGAUGACCUCAACAUCGAUGUUGCAGAAGAAAAGGGAGGUUACAAAAAAGGCUCAAAGGUCAGAAUAGGGUUCAUAAAAAAUGAGUUUGUAAACACCCUGUUUGUUUUCAUAACCCAAACUAAUCCUCCGUCAAGUAUGUAGAUCUUGAAAAGUAUAGUGAAAGAGAAAGAAUGUGAUAGUAUAAAGGGCACGAGUAAUAACACUAAUGAAAAAAAAGUUAGUAAGAAAAUUGAGAAUGUAGAGAAUUUGAGUGAAGUAAAAAGAGAGAAGUUGAGGUGGCACCAUAACCUUUGAUCAAACAGGCUUGCCACUAGCAAAUGUGACAAGAGGAUGGGUCAAGGUAAGCUGAUAAGAGGAGAGAAUAGUGAGGAUAGUAGUCAUGUGAGUGAAGGCCCCCAAAUUGAUGAUCUACAUCAUUAAAGAUGAACCAAAGAGCACAUGUGUACCUAGCCUAGAGGAGGCUUAAAAUGAGGUGAGAUUAGCAGAAGUGAAAGCAUUAGUACCACUAACAUAGUGAAAGGUGUCAUACUUUGUAGACGUCAAGAUCACGUAAAAGAUAAGAACUAGAACAUAGAAUGGAAUAGGGGACGUCAAAGUCAGAGAAGUCAUCACUAGGUGUAGAAGUAGGCUUAUCGAACUACCUCCAAUACUUAGUAGCCAGAUAGUUCUACUUUUCGCAAUAGAGACAUAGAAGAAAAGUGUUGCGUCUACAUUUGUGAGUACAACUACUAUCAAGGUGGGAAGGAGUCUUAUCUCGAGCUCAUAGAGUAGCAAUAACAAUAGUCAAAAGAGUAGAGGUGGCAUCUAGAAAAAAAGAUGAGGAGUGAAAGAAUGUAUUAGUGGUGACCUAAAGAGCUGUUGAGAAGAUAAAAACAAAAUCAGACAUGUAAUUCUUAAAGAGAAUAGACCCCUAAAUCUAGAAUUUGAUGAUGAAUGAAGUUUAUUGAGAUAAACCCUAAUAUAAAACUUCUAGUGAUAGUGUUAGAGGGUCAGGAGGUCAGUAGUAGGAGGCUAAUAGAUAUCAACCUCCUAGAUGAAAGUUUGAAAGUGACCGUAGUGGGCUUAAAGAGAGAGAUCAUCUUGUUUGUAAGAUAGAAGAGACUUGAAAAACGCUACAACACAAUUGAUGUUCAUCUAGUUGUCAUACAUAAUCUUUAUAAUGAGUCUCAAGAUACAAGCUAAGGUGAUACAUGCCAAUAACUCGACAAUGUUAGACUCGAUGCUCUAAAGUAUUUACGUGAUGAUGACUAAGUCAAACUAUGACCAUGUCACAUACGAGGGGUCUUGAAGGAUAGGUGGGUCCUCUAAGAGGUGAUGGAGGAGACCGUGAGAUCAAAGGAAGAGCUCAAAGCUAAAUGUCCAUGACGCAUAAUUGUGGCCGUUGAAGAUGUACACCAACCGAGUAAGUUGCACUAUGAUGGAGUGGUGAGCUAGAGAAAUCAUUGAAGAAGAGAGAACAUAAGUUGGAAGAAGCUUAGAGGGCUCAGAGGCAAGCAAUAGAAGAGGGUGAGACAACACCAUAGGGUUGGUGUGUUCAAGCCAAAGGGGUAGGCGGAGUCAGCUGGUGGUGUGGUGGGACCAGAGGGGCAAGCAGUGGGGCUGGCUGGGGUGGGGAGAGUAGAUUGGGGCCCAACAAGCCAAUCUGAAAGAAAAUCGCCCACUAGGAUGACAUUGAUGGGCUGGUGAGCCAAUUGGUGGACCAAUUGACUCACUAGAAGAUGGGCAAAACCCUAGCCCUUGCAGUUGAAUGGUGACGGUGCCUCCAAUGGCAAUAGCAAGGGCCAAGGUAGCAAGAGUGCGAUGGCAAGGCACCUUGAUAGUAGUGUCGACACUUGAGAGUGAUGGUGCACAUUGAUAACACAUAAAUAGUAGGCCAGAAAUAUACGUUUAUCUUCUAUAUUUUAGUAUUUUUUGAGAUGUUAUUCAAUAUUUACUCACUCUAAUGAUGUGAUUUUAAUGUUUGAAAGUAUAUUAAUAUUUUUGAUAUUUUCUUGAAUUACUCUUUUGAUAUACAUUUGAUGCCACAUUAAACAUUACCAUAAUAGACCUUAUAUUUUAAGAAUUUUAUUAAUUUUUUUCUAGUAUUUUUUAAUACUUUAUUACAUAGGUCUAGGACAUAUAAUAUAUGAUUGGAAUUCGGCUGCUGCAUGCAACAAGUGCUCCUUAUGACAAAAGCAAUCUAAUGGCCAAGGAACAUAGACACUAAGAAAUGAGGGCUCACCAAUCCAACAAUAGAGGUCACUUAAUGAGGAACUAGUCAUUCAAUGGUGGAAGGUAGUAGAAAGAGGAGACCCACAUAUCUAACAAUGUGCAGCUAACUAGCAAGGCGCGAAGUCACUAGAACCUUCCCAUAGUCUCUCUCAUACAUGGAGAAGAAAGAGAGAGAGAAGGGAAGGUGUUGCUCUAUAUAUUUGAGGUAAAACAAUGUUAUGAACAAUUCUUUUAAUAGUGGAAAAUCAUGGUCCUUGCAUACACCCAGAGGGAAAAGGUUUUCCUGGGCUCCACCAUGCAUGUUUGCAGGUGUAUUGCAAUAGGAAUGGAAGUUCAUCUUGCGUGAAUGAGGCCUCUCCCACUACUAUAAAAGCGUCUCUUCCUAGUAAAAAUAGAAAAGAAAGAGUGGUGAAGCCAGGUUAGUUUUGUGGUGAACGAUAUCUCUAUUCAUUUAAGAUUAUAUUUCAAUUUGAAAUUAGAGGCUGGUUAAGUUUGUGAAAUAUUAUUUUACACAUCAUUCAAUUUUUGGUUUCAUCCCUUCUGAAUAUGAGAAAUCAGAUCAAGAACUCAUCUCUCUUCCUUCUCAUCUCUCCCAUCCAUGUUAUUCCUCUGUUCUUUAUCUUUUUUCUUCUUCUUUCACUUAAACAUAUGAGUAUUAAAUCAUUUUGUCUAGAUUUUUUGAGGUAUGACAUGACUUGCUAUUAUCUACAGAUUUAUGAUCAAUUUAUCUUAUUUUGAUUGAGAAGCUUUAGGCUUAAUGACACCUAUAAAAAAUUGAACUCAUCACCCAUGACAACACGAUAGCAAAGGCAUGAUGGUGAGGAGGGGCCUCAAUGUCAACGGCAAUAGUGGAGAUAUUAGAAAAGAGGAGGAGAGCGAUGACACUGGCGAAGGAUGGCAAUGGUGAGGAGGGCGAUGUUGAAUGAAAAAAGAAAGCGAUGGUAGAGAUGACAAUGCUAAAAGAGGGAAGAGUAGCGAUGUUGAAGAGCCACCUGAGGAGGGAAGAGACCGGUGAGGAAAAGAGUGGCGUGCUAGAGAUAAGCAGUGCAUUAGAGAGGAAGACGACGAUGAUAGAUACCUAGGGCUUUGAUAUCAUAUUGACACAAGAAAGUAAAACCAUAAAAUCCAUCUUACAUCAAGUUAGAACACAUAACUCCUAUAUGUAAGAGAGAUGAGAGAGAGAGAAGAUAAUGGGCCCCUAUAGGCCAAGAGUCUAAUACCACUAUCGAAUAAUAUUUAUUGAAAAAACAUUACAAAUGGUGCUUUUGUUUUUGAAUAGUUGAAAAAUCAUGAAAUUGUCUAAAGUUUCAUAGAGGAAUAUUAGAUGAGAUGUGCACGAUAUAUAUAGAGAAUAUGUGUAUUAAGACAAGAUUGUAUCUUCAACAUAAAUUCUCUCUCUCUCUCUCUCUCUCUCUCUCUCUCUCUCUCUCUCUCUCUCUCUCUCUCUCUCUCUCCCUCUCUCUCUAGAUAUACAUAUAUUUAUGCAAAUAUUCAGUAGGUUUCUAUUCUUUGUCUUUUGUUGUCUAUAUUUUUUACUUCUUGUAGUCAAUAACAACUUGUUGUGAUCUAGCCUUUGAACAUUAUCUUUCCGUGUUUGCCUUGACUCUUAUUGUCCAUAUGUGCUCUAAGAUGACAUGUAUUUACACUAGUAUUAAGAUGAUGAAUGUUUUUUUCUUACUUUAUUAUUUAUAAUUUAAUUGAAAGAAUAAAACUUUCUUGAUAUCUUUUUAUCAGUCAAAGUUAUGUGUCAUUCAUCAUGUCAAUGGAAUUGUCAGUCAAUCAUAAAAAUUGGGCGUACUUUAGCCGAAUAGAACUGCUGGUUGAUCAUACAAGGGACCAUACCUCAUGGAGGUGUUGUAUUGAGAAUUUUAUCUUAAGAACUCAAUGGAAUGACCAGUCUGUGUUGCUUGGUUGAUAACUUUGGGCAUAGUGACUAGUUCAAAGUCACAUGUUAUAAGAAAGUAGUAUUUGGCUCUUCUAAUUUGAUGUUUAUGUACUUUAUUGAUCAAAGUAUGUAAUUAUAUUAGGAUGCUAAAUUAUCUCAACAUUGAGUUGUUGAAUCUUUUUUUGUUAUACUUGUAUUGUCAUUUUAUCAUUUGUCUAUAGAUUAACAUUUCAUUGCUUUGAUUUGUUAUAACCAUUUUAUAGGAGAAUGUGUAUUCUAUCAACACCUAUUGGAGGCUUCAAUCUUCUUGAUUCUUAAGGACACUAAAUAAGUGCACAAAUAAGACUAUUGCUUUAUCCUCACUUAGUGCAACAAUUAAUGGACUAAAUCAUAUAUUAAUUUUUGGAGUAAAGGUUCAUUGAAAAUUUAUUCACUAGUUAGUUAAAUAAAUGAGGAGGCUAUCUUCUGUAAUAAAAACUCUCCUUGAUUUUCAAGUUUUUGAACUUGCUUUUCGAGUAUCAUUUUCCAAGCCAUGUGCUUGUUUUUUUAUAUUGGAUAUUUAGAUCUUGUCUUCUUUUUAUUUCUAGAGGCAAAUAUUUUGUCAAUUAAAUGCUAAUAUGUUAUGACUGAAACUUUUUGAUGAAAUUUGUGCACUUCAAUUGUCAAAGUGGAUAUAGUCUACUUCUCUCCUCAGUAUUGGUUCAAUAAUUGGGAAGUUACUAGUAGGAACUAAUUUAUUGCCCACUAUUAUGUUGAUUUUUAUGUACAUUGUCGUUGAGUAACUUAAUUUCUUUUCUAAUGUGGAGAUUAUGGAAGUUUUAACAUUCAAUUUUUACCUCAUAUUUGCACUAUAAUUUUUUUUUUAGGCCCCAAUAAUGAUACAUAUUGAUUGAAUUUGUAAUGCUAGUUGAGCCUCUAAUGCUAUGAAAAAUCACUAUUCUAUUGUGCCAAAUUAAAUGUAUAUUUCUUGAUGAAGUAGGAAACUAAUGAUGGUGUUGUUAAUAAUGUGGUGUUGUUAUUUUGGUAUCAUGCACUAUGUAUUAAUCUAUGACAAAGAAAUUAUUUGUGAUCCACCCAACCUUAUCAUACAAGGAAUGGUGGUCAUGUCCCACAUUAUGUAUACUUGUUGAUUUUUAUUUUUUUUCAUAUCCUCCUAUCAAUGUGAAUUAUAUAAUAUAUUUUUCUUAUAUUUUUUAUGUUGCUUUCUUUUCUAAUACACUUAAAGGGCAAAUGUUUUGACAAGUGUAUAAUGAAAGCAUGGGUCAAGCCUAAGCGAGAGCAAGAGCAGCUACAUCUAUAGAUGCAUUGAGCAUGACAUUGAGGCCAUUGAUAUUAUUGGUCAAGCCCUUUUCAGCUCCACCUAUUAG
Messenger RNA from Spirodela intermedia, 11305 nucleotides. The record is from the annotation of a GenBank genome assembly. NCBI's taxonomy places the organism in Eukaryota, Viridiplantae, Streptophyta, Magnoliopsida, Alismatales, Araceae.